Molecule: messenger RNA, 490 nt
Organism: Chironomus riparius
Lineage: Eukaryota; Metazoa; Arthropoda; Insecta; Diptera; Chironomidae
Source: the annotation of a GenBank genome assembly
CACACGACAAGAACGUAGAAAAAACAAUGGCAGUGAAAGUUGUUUUGAGAAUUCUUUUUAAUUGUUUGUUGAUUUUGCAAGCAUUUGGAAUGUCUGUAAAUGGCAGUGCUCUUCCGAAUUCUGUGCCUGAUUUCAACUGCGUUGAAUAUGCACAAAAAAUUGGCGCAAACUGGACAACACUUAAUUUGCCACAUGCAACUGAUUGUAGGAAAUUCUACCAAUGCAGUGCGAACGGAGGCUUAAUUGCAAUGACAUGUGCGGAUGCUAAAGAGACCCGUUUUAAUCCUUGGACAAAUAGAUGCGAAUGGAAUUCAACGAUUGAAUGUAUAACAUUUGACCAGUUUAUGGAAAUUAGCAACACCAACAGUUGUGACUAAGGAUUUUCGAAGUUUAAACUCAUUCGAAAUGCAACAGGAUUAAACAAUAUUUUCAAUAAGUACUGUAAAUGUUUUAAAUAAAUGAAUAAUAAAAUUUUAUGAAUUCCCAGAAA